AUGAAGCUCCUUUACCCAACAUCACUCAAGCUCGACGUUCCGAGCCUCGAGGGCUUCGGCGUCACGCUCCACCCCUAUGACGUCAAAGCCACGAUCCCGGACGACCUCAUCGACGCCGAGGUCCUGGUGGCCUGGACCAACAGCGCCGACAACCUCAAGGACGCCGCCGCGCGCAUGAAGAACCUGCAAUGGAUCCAGUCCCUCGCCGCGGGCCCCAACGACGUGCUGAAUGCCGGCUUCGACCAGUCAAUACGGGUGACCACCGGCUCCGGGCUGCACGACCGCACCGUUGCUGAGCACGCCCUGGGCCUCCUGCUCGCGGCCGCGCGCCGCUUCGACGAGAUGCGCGACUACCAGAGGCAGUCCAAGUGGCCGGGCCACCUGGGCGGCCCGCAGCCCGACCGGCCGCGCGACCGCUUCACCACGCUGCGCGACGCCAACAUCCUGCUCUGGGGUUACGGCAACAUCGCCAAGACGCUUGCGCCGCACCUGACGGCCUGGGGCGCCAAGGUGCGCGGCGUGGCAAGGUCGGCCGGCGUGCGCGACGGCACUGAGGUCUUCGCCGAGGAGUCGCUGGGCGAGCUGCUGCCGCAAGUAGACGCGCUCGUCAUGAUCCUGCCGGGAUCCGAGAGCACGAAGAACGCGCUGAAUGCCGAGCGGCUGAAGCUGCUGCCGAAGCACGCAUGGGUCGUCAACGUGGGGCGCGGCACCUCGGUCGACGAGGAUGCGCUGGUCGCGGCGCUGGAGGGCGGCGAGAUUGGGGGCGCCGCGCUGGACGUGUUUGUGAAGGAGCCGCUGCCGGCGGAGUCGAAGCUGUACAAGGCGCCCAACUGUAUCAUUAGUCCGCAUGCGGCGGGCGGACGGCCGCAGGAUCCGGAGGCGCUGAUCGCGUAUAACCUGCGCCGGUUCUUGGCGAAGCAGGAGCUCAAGAAUCUUAUCUGA
Molecule: messenger RNA, 942 nt
Organism: Anthostomella pinea
Lineage: Eukaryota; Fungi; Ascomycota; Sordariomycetes; Xylariales; Xylariaceae
Source: the annotation of a GenBank genome assembly